UGGACUAGUGUUAACGACAAAGUUACUAUUGGCAUCAAAAUAUGAAAGAAUCUACCAAUUACACUUAUUUGCAUGGAUUAUUUAUAGAUAUGGUUAUCAUCCCAAGAAGAUUUCGUUCUACCAUACCAUCUCUCCAUAAUUCAUCUCUGCAACCAAAACAAAUAAUGCAGAACACCACCUCUUCCACCAUUGCCCAUUUACCCCUGGUAGCUCCGGCGACUAAUACCACCGCCGCAGUCGUAGUUGCCCCACAAUGCUGCCUUAUAACACCAUCCACGAAGCAGCCUCCUUGCUCGGCCGAAACCUCACUUAUGCCGAGACCCUUUGGUUCAACUACUCUGCUCGUAAGUCCGAUUUCUUCCUCUACAGCCACAACAGUAUCUUUCUCAUACUCAUCUUCUCUACCCUCCCUCUACCUCUCGUCGUCGUCCUCGAGGUUCUUCGAUCACUUGGUUUGGACAAACACAAGAUUCAGCCCAAGGUUCGCUUGUCGGUUUCUGAGAUGUUCGCUUGCUACAAGGAUGUUAUGAUAACCUUCUUUUUCGUCGUUGGUCCUUUCCAACUCCUCUCCUACCCUUCUAUUCAGGUGAUUGGGAUUAGAACUGGGCUGCCAUUGCCGUCUGGGUGGGAGAUUGCUCUUCAAUUGUUGGUUUAUUUUGUGGUGGAGGAUUACACACACUACUGGAUGCAUAGAUUUCUGCACACCAAAUGGGGUUAUGAGAAAAUUCACAAAGUGCAUCAUGAGUUCACUGCUCCAAUUGUAUUUGCAGCUCCCUAUGCCCACUGGGCAGAGAUUUUGAUAUUGGGCUUCCCAUCUUUUCUAGGGCCGGCUAUUGUUCCAGGCCAUAUGAUCACACUCUGGUUAUGGAUGGUUCUGAGGCAGAUUGAGGCGAUUGACACUCACAGCGGGUAUGACUUUCCAUGGAGCCCCACCAAAUAUAUUCCAUUCUAUGGAGGUUCUGAGUAUCAUGAUUACCAUCACUAUGUUGGAAGACAGAGUCAAAGCAACUUUGCUUCAGUUUUCACCUACUGUGAUUUCAUUUAUCGAACUGACAAGGGCUUUCACUGUCAGAAGAAGAUCCUCAAGAUGUUGAAAGAUGAAAGUAACCAAACAAAGAAUGGAGGGUGUAGCUCAAGCCAAGGUCUUAAGUCUAGUUAGUGGGGAUUGCAGAACCCUGUUGGUAACGACCUGAAAAGCACUGAUUUCUUUUGUUUUUUGGGCUCUAAAGUCACACAGACAAUUUGUUACCACAGUUUCAUUUCAAUAAAUGGCACUUAGUAAUAAAGUGUAGCUAUAAACAAACACACGAGUCAUCUGUCUACCUGACUCAGUUGGGGUUGACUUUUGUUUCUUUUAGCUCUAAUGAUGCACAGACAGACAAUUUGGUUAGAACAAAUUAAAGACUAUAUAUUAAGAUGA
This is a messenger RNA of Humulus lupulus (European hop), 1420 nucleotides long. Its product is annotated as methylsterol monooxygenase 1-1-like. Gene Ontology annotation, biological process: sterol biosynthetic process. The transcript has 5 exons. NCBI's taxonomy places the organism in Eukaryota, Viridiplantae, Streptophyta, Magnoliopsida, Rosales, Cannabaceae. The record is from RefSeq and is a predicted model, not a curated record. The coding region runs from base 254 to 1159 and encodes 301 amino acids. Gene Ontology annotation, molecular function: iron ion binding; C-4 methylsterol oxidase activity.